Pomacea canaliculata is the source of this 2409-nucleotide messenger RNA. RefSeq names its product cell wall protein DAN4-like. Lineage: Eukaryota; Metazoa; Mollusca; Gastropoda; Architaenioglossa; Ampullariidae. The record is from RefSeq and is a predicted model, not a curated record. The transcript is spliced from 4 exons. The coding region runs from base 139 to 1470 and encodes 443 amino acids.
UUCCGAGCACGUCCACCAGUCACGCCACACGCGCCGUGGGCGGUGGAGUAGAGGUUGGCGAGGGCCGGGAGACAGUCAGUGGCGGUCAGUGGCGCGCAUCACUUUCUGUCUUCUCCCAGCACGUGCCUGACGUCAACCAUGAAGACAUGGAGCUCAACAUUCGUGGUCACCAUCGCAUUCACUGUAGCCUGGUGCAUCGCCAGCACUGAAGGUAACCUAUGCACCAUUCAGAUGGUGACAAGAAACUACACCUAUCUUCAGGUGGCAGCGACGAGAAGCUUGGUGGGCCCCGACCAGCUGAUGACAUUCACCGUCCUCACCUGCAACGACGCGACGUUGCUGCUGUCGGAAAACAGCACGGACCAGACCAAUAAUAUCUUUGAGAUCGUGUUGGGGGGUUGGACCAACUCCAAGUCCGUUAUACGUAACGCCACACAAGGCCAGGCUCUUGUGUCGACUAGUCACUCCCCCCUCAGCUGCACGGCGACCAGGGCGUUCUACAUCAGGUGGGACCUGAACAUUCUCCGUAUCGGCAAUCUGACCGGACAGUCCGGUGCUUGGACUCCUGCCAGUCCUUUUCUGACCUGGAACAUGACCUCUACACACAAGAUCAACUACGUCUUUGUCGCCAGCUGGGACAAGCCAGGGAACUGGACGUUUGAUAACUGCUCAAGUUUGACAUCAACAUAUUCCUCGGGUCAGACAGCAAGUGGUACAACCACUGACAUCACUUGCUGCUCGGAUCAGGUAACAAAUGCCACGACUGCUGAAAUAACAUCAUCAACACCGGCAAUAAAAACAACAGCAGAAACAACAACAACAACGUCGACAAAAUCAUCAGCGUCAUCAACAACAGCAACGACACCGAUCUCAUCAACAACACUAACAGCAGAAACAAUAACAACAACGUCGACAAAAUCAUCAACGUCAUCAACAACAGCAACGACACCGAUCUCAUCAACAACACCAGCAGCAGAAACAACAGCAACGUCAGCAAAAUCAUCAGCGACAUCAACAACAACAACGACAGCACUAGUCACUGCAGCUGAGAACACAGUAGCAACUUGGACUACAGCAUCUGGGUCUCAAGUCAGCACAAAUGACAACAGGGUUAGCACAGGAGCUACAGCCGAUGGCAGCGCAUCAACAAUGAGUGUCUCAUCGCACAGCACGACCUCUGACACCAAGCAGUGCGCCUGCGGGUGUAAAAUGGUCACCUCUGUCAACUUGAGCAGCUCGGUGCUGGAGGAGAGCAUCCGUCACCUGGUGGGCGAGCUGAAGGUCCAGCCCAAGAAUACCUUUGCCUACUCUCAGCGUCUGAAUAGUGCUCACGACCCGCGAGUUUCCAGUGGCGCCAUCGGGAUCGUCGGCAUCGUUUGCAUGGCCCUCCCUUUCGGCUUUAUCGUGUGCUUGGAUCUUGUAGACCUUCAGAGGUUCCUGUUUCAAAAAUCUUCCAGGUGCUGCAAAUAGCCGGAUCCUGGAGUGAAAUCCUGUCGGAAUUCCGUCUGUAACGUGGAGAUUAAAUGUUGAUAAACACCUCUCUUCAUCUCUGCCUCUGUGUGCAUCCCAUUUCUCAUUAACAAACUUAUGUACACUGAUAGUUUCCGACAAACCUCCUCGUUGACUUUGUAAAUGGCUGCAAUAGAAUGAUCCCGCAACCAGCUUUCAGAAGCUGACUUUGAGUUUCACUUGUCGCACGGAAAUCAUCAAUGGGGGUGUGUACCAAGCAUGCAGGCAGUAGGUCGAUCCAUUCUUUGUGACGUCAUCUGAGUCUGCCGUUAUCAUGGACACCGCGAGGCAAGAAGCUUUGACUCGGUACUUUCCCAGUCAACAUCGAUUUUAAAAUAACUGGAACAUCGGGAUUAACUUUCUAAAACGUCAUCUCCAUGUAUCCAAUAACUAAUUUCUCGUUCAGACACAGCUCUGCCUGUACAGAGCAAGUGCAGGUGCACACACGCUCACAUACAUACAUAAGCACACGCACGCGCGCGCAAACACACACACACACACACGUACACAUACACACAAAACAAUAUUUUCAUUUCCCUGCAAAUGUCAUUAUCGGUUUGUGCAAAAUAUAUUUGAAAAAUCUAAACAAUGUAUUGUACAUCAAAGCUUCAGUUUCGUAUUUUUAAGUUUCAUCUUCUCUCCCACAACAAGAAAACCACAUUGUGCCGUGGUACAUUACCGUUACAUUACCGGAAACGGCUAAAUUGCGCUGCGCGGAAAGGCUACAGCAAAACCUUAGUGAACUUAAAACACCGGCCUUACAGAGAUUGAUGGCGCUGCUGGCACUUCCUAAAAGUGGUGCUGCUCCUCCUGCUGGAGCGAGGCAGUCGCUGUUAGCCCUGACUGCUGGUGCUUAUUUCACGCUGUUUGCUAUAGUCUCAUGUUCAAUAAAUUUUUGGA